Molecule: messenger RNA, 1829 nt
Organism: Diorhabda carinulata
Lineage: Eukaryota; Metazoa; Arthropoda; Insecta; Coleoptera; Chrysomelidae
Gene: cpb
Product: F-actin-capping protein subunit beta
Exons: 5
Coding region: 118-942 (274 amino acids)
Biological process (GO): actin cytoskeleton organization; barbed-end actin filament capping; regulation of lamellipodium assembly
Cellular component (GO): F-actin capping protein complex; cytoplasm
Molecular function (GO): actin filament binding
Source: RefSeq, a predicted model, not a curated record
GACAUAAAGUUUGACAAUUGACUGCCAACAUAACAAAAUAAAUUUUGUGAUUAUUAUAAGUGUAAUUUAUAUGAAAAUUUCUUUUUUUUUAGUAUUAUUUAAUACAAACUAAUAAAUAUGGGAGACCAAUUUGACUGUGCACUAGAUUUGAUGAGGCGUUUACCACCUCAACAAAUUGAAAAAAAUUUAAGUGAUUUAAUAGAUUUAGUGCCAAGUUUAUGUGAAGAUUUAUUAUCAUCAGUAGAUCAACCUUUAAAAAUUGCAAAAGACAAGGAAACUGGGAAAGAUUAUUUAUUGUGCGAUUAUAAUAGAGACGGAGAUUCCUACAGAUCUCCUUGGUCCAAUACGUAUAAUCCACCGUUAGAAGAUGGUUCAAUGCCGUCAGAACGUUUGAGAAAAUUAGAAAUAAAUGCCAACAGGGCUUUUGAUCAAUACAGGGAAAUGUAUUUCGAAGGAGGUGUAUCAUCUGUGUAUUUUUGGGAUUUAGAUCACGGAUUUGCUGGUGUUAUUCUCAUUAAAAAGACCGGGGACGGUAGUAAAAAGAUUAAAGGUUGUUGGGAUUCUUUACACGUGGUCGAAGUACAAGAAAAAGGCUCCGGAAGAAACUCUCAUUACAAAAUGACUUCGACUGCUAUGUUAUGGCUUCAAACCAAUAAACAAGGUUCCGGUACCAUGAAUUUAGGAGGCAGUCUAACACGACAGAUCGAACAGGAUGCGGCGGUGAACGAGAUCAAUCCUCACAUCGCCAAUAUCGGGAGGAUGGUUGAAGAUAUGGAAAAUAAGAUCCGUAAUACUUUAAACGAAAUUUAUUUCAGUAAAACCAAGGAUAUCGUCAAUAGUUUACGAUCAGUGCAGCCUUUGACUGAGAGUCGUCAACAACAGGCGCUUAAACAAGAUUUAGCGGCGGCGCUUCAACGUCGACAAAACAAAAACGAAAACUGAUGGAUAUGUGUCACUGAGAAUUGUUUAAGUAAUGGCGAAACCGAAUUACAAUAUGAUACCAGGCGGGGUGAUUGAAAAAACAAUAGAUUUUAUUUGAUACCCUGUAUAUACAUUUUUUUCACGGCAGUACUUAUAUUAAUAUUUAUUUAUUUGUUCCAAAAGAUGGCAUCUGUAAAUUUUUUUAGUGUGUUUUUGGCUCCUGAAUCUUGUUUUAAGCGAUUUUUUCACCUAAUUAUACAGUGAAACAAUAAUCGGUUGUACUAGUGAAAAAAGCAGUUUUAGAAGUUGAUCAAGUGCUGUGGGGCUCCUAUAUUGGCAUUGUGUGAUCUUAAUUCAUGUUUCAGAUCAAUUCCGAAAUUUUUUUAGUGUCUUUUUUGGCUUUUAAGUCUUAUUUUUGCAGUUUUAGAAGCUAAUAAAGUACAGAGGGAUACCUAUUAGCAUCUUAAAUUAUAUUUCGAACGAUUUAAUAAUUUGUUUUGGAUUAUUUUUGGCUUUGAAGUGUUUCGAAAUGGUUUCUUUAAAAAUUUCCUGCUCUGGAUCUAUAAUUGCUAAAAUGGAGAUAACUAUCAUAUCUGCAUCUUUUAUUAAAAUAUAUGCUAAAAAAUAUUUGCUUGUCUUUUGGAAUAAAUGAAGUGAUUUUUUUUAAAUAAUUGCCAAAAAAAAGGAAAAAAUGUGUUGCUUAAUAAUUAUCGGCUUUCUUGCAAAUUUUUAUCCAAACUUUGAAAACUGCAACAAUAUUUUGUUGAAAAUCUUAUUUAAUUACAUUUAUUUAUAUAUUUAAUUAUAACAUAAUUUUUUUCACUUGAGUAGAGUAUUUUUAUGGAGCUCAAUGUUUUCCUAUUGUUAUAAUGUAAAUUUCUAUUGAAAAAAUACAUUUUUAUAUUAAA